AACAAAAAUUGUUAAAUAUAUCUAAUCUAAGUAGGUAUUAUCGAAAAAUCUUUUAUACAGGGUGACAUCAAACUUUUUAAGGAACAUAAACAAUUGGCCAAAAUGGCAUCUCAUCAAUUUAUUUGUUUCCUAGCAAUGAUAUCUCUUAUGAUUAUCAAUAUUAGUGCAAACAAUGCAUGCCACCCUGAUGAUCUCAAGGGUCUCAAUGACUUCAAAGCUGGCAUACAUUCUGAUACUUCAGGCAGACUAAGCAAAUGGAUUGGCCAAGAUUGUUGCAAUUGGCCAGGCAUUUCUUGCAACUCUACAACUUAUAGAGUUGUACAAAUCUAUUUACCUGGUCACUAUGUAUCUGGUGACGAUGAAUCUCCAAACUUCGUGUCAAGUACAAUGAGUGGUUCAAUCUCCCCUUCAAUUUCACUUCUCACUUCACUACAAGUUAUUGAUCUUAACAAACUAGUCGGACUAACUGGGCAAAUUCCUGAGUCCAUUGGGGUUCUCAAGGAUCUCAAAGAACUCAACUUACAAACCAAUCAAAUCUCUAGUACAAUCCCAGAGUCAGUAUUCACAUUGACGUCUCUAACAACCUUGAACCUUGAAAACAACCACUUAACAGGAGAAAUUUCGGAGAAUAUUUGCAACUUACAAGCACUUCAAAAGCUUUUCUUGUCAAACAAUUCGUUCACCGGAAAAAUUCCACUUUCAAUCACAAAACUACAUUCCAUUUCCACAAUCCACUUAGAAAAAAAUCAACUUGUUGGUGAAAUACAAUUGCCUUUAACUCCUUCCCAAUGGCCUUCAAUUAAAACUUUGUCUCUUGACAACAAUGCACUUACUGGAGUCAUACCUGAUUCAAUUGGUUAUUUGACAACACUUUCAUCACUAUCUAUAUCAAAUAAUCAACUAACAGGAUCUAUUCCUUCUAGUUUGGGAAACAUAAAGCAAUUGCAAAUGUUGAAGGUCAAUAACAACAAUUUAUCUGUUGAGACGUUGCCAACGACGAUGUGUGGUCUUACUGAGCUAAGUGUAUUGUAUGUUUCUCAAAACAAGAUUCAUGGACCAUUACCUGGAUGCCUUUCAUCAUUCAAGUACUUAUUAGAUGUCGACGUACCAUUCAAACGUACAGCCACUCUUCCUAUGGGAGUACAAAAACAGUGA
Messenger RNA from Solanum lycopersicum (tomato), 1155 nucleotides. It is a transcript of the gene Shy, whose product is annotated as leucine rich repeat protein. Lineage: Eukaryota; Viridiplantae; Streptophyta; Magnoliopsida; Solanales; Solanaceae. Gene Ontology annotation, molecular function: protein binding. The record is from RefSeq and is marked validated.